UCCUGAUCCAAUCCAUUUCCCCUUCUUGAUCAGCCAUGGCGUUUUCUCUGCACCGUCUCCAUCUCUUUCUCCUCCCAUUCCUCGCCCUAAUUCCGAUCACAAACUCAAACCUAACCAAAGACUACUACGCCAAAACCUGCCCCCAAUUCCCCACCACCAUGGAGCGAAUCAUCGUCGACAAACAAAUGGCGGCCCCCACCACCGCCGCCGGCAUCCUCCGCGUCUUCUUCCACGACUGCGUCGUCGGCGGCUGCGACGCCUCGCUCCUCAUCGCCUCCAACGCCCACACCACCGCCGAGCGCGACGCCGAGCUCAACCGCUCGCUCCCCGGCGACGCGUUUGACCUCAUCGUGCGCCUCAAAACCGCGCUGGAGCUCGAGUGCCCCAACACCGUUUCUUGCGCCGAUAUUCUCGCCGUGGCCGCGCGUAACCUCGUAUCUAUGGUGGGUGGGCCCUACUACGAGGUUGUGCUUGGGAGGAAAGAUAGCCUUGAGUCACGCGCGUCCGACGUGGCAGGCCACAUUGCCACCCCUUAUAUGCCCAUGGAUAAAAUCAUCGCUGUUUUUGCCUCCAAGAAUCUUACCGUCCAAGAACUUGUUACCCUCUCCGGCGCCCACACCAUUGGAUUUGCCCAUUGCUCCGAGUUUAGCCACCGCAUCUUCAACUUCAGCUCCACCUCCCAGGUUGACCCGACACUACACCCAACCUUCGCCCACGCGCUACAAAAACUGUGCGCCAAUUACACAAAACAAACGGGCAUGUCGGCGUUCAAUGACGUGAUGACGCCGGGGAAGUUCGACAACAUGUAUUACGUCAACCUGCAAAACGGCAUGGGGCUGUUGGCCUCCGACGAAGCGCUGUUCUCCGACAACAGAACGAGGCCGUACGUUGAUCUGUACGCGAAGAACCAGACGGCGUUCUUCGACGCGUUCGCGCGCGUGAUGGAGAAGAUGAGCGUUUAUGAGGUGAAGACCGGAAAAGACGGCGAGGUGAGGAGGAGAUGCGACGCUUUCAAUAAUUUGAAGGCGACGGCCAGUUAAUUAAUUAGGUGACGGUAGGGUUUGUUUGUAUUAAUUUGUGACGAUUUGUAUAUCAUACGGUCAGAUUAAUUCGUGGAAUGGUGACGAUUUGUUAAGUUCUAAUAAUUGUGUGUGUAUAUGCAAUGGAGUAUUACUUUGCUGUAUAUGUUUGUUUCGUAGA
Ipomoea triloba (trilobed morning glory) is the source of this 1200-nucleotide messenger RNA. RefSeq names its product peroxidase 6-like. Gene Ontology annotation, biological process: hydrogen peroxide catabolic process; response to oxidative stress. The record is from RefSeq and is a predicted model, not a curated record. The transcript has 2 exons. Bases 36 to 1040 code for a protein of 334 amino acids. Lineage: Eukaryota; Viridiplantae; Streptophyta; Magnoliopsida; Solanales; Convolvulaceae. Gene Ontology annotation, molecular function: heme binding; peroxidase activity.